Molecule: messenger RNA, 6694 nt
Organism: Lineus longissimus
Lineage: Eukaryota; Metazoa; Nemertea; Pilidiophora; Heteronemertea; Lineidae
Exons: 4
Coding region: 377-2362 (661 amino acids)
Molecular function (GO): growth factor activity
Source: RefSeq, a predicted model, not a curated record
GAACUCGACGCAGUGCUAAGCGGUUGGAUAAUUCUAUGGAUUAUUACCCAAGUUACAUUAUGACAUUCCAUCUAAUGGAUAUAUAUUGACAACCUCAGGAAUAUCACUAAUAGGGCUUCAAAAAUAAAAGAGAAUCCAAGAGCGAAAUUGUCGUCUGCUAUUGAUCGAUUGGAGCAUAGCCUAGCGGCGUAACUGGACUCUACAUUUCUGAAACGCGUGAAUUGGGACUGCGUUUGGUGCGCUAUGAAAAGAAGCGAUUCGUACUACAGAGAUACUUACUUCAUUUUAACACACUCUGAACUGGAAAGUCGGUGAAAAUAAUGAUUAUCAUCAACGUUCUGCGACAUUUUGUGCAAGCCCCUGGACGGUUAAAGUCAUGAAUGGAGUGUCUCUGUCAUCGGGCAGUCCAGUCGCCUCUCCUGGCUUUACAACCGCACUCCCCAUCAUUUCUCAACCAAACCAAGGAUUACAUUUUAGUGAACAUAUACCAAACAUAGCUAGGACUAUUCAAGUAAAGGCACCGACCAUGGGAAGAAGGGAACGCAAAUUAAGGAAUUACAAGCGGUUACUACGACGGGCGCGAAGAAAUCGUGCCAGUGAACCGUGCAGGAUGUACGCGGGUGUUGGGUCGUUUCUUAGGAUCCAUACAAAUGGAACAGUAGACGGCGAAUUCUCAAAAAACCCAGGCGAAUUAAGUAUAGUACAGUUCAUAGGAUUAGCAACGGCUAUAGGGCUAGUGCGAAUCAAAGGCGAAGUCAGCAAAAACUACCUCUGUAUGAAUAAAAAGGGAAUAUUAUAUGGCCAUCCGAAUAUGACGGAUGAAUGUGUAUUCCAGGAGCACCAGGAGGAUAAUCAUUACAAUUACUACUCCAGCCAUAAAUACAGUAAAAAGAGCGACCGACGGAGAGGAAGACGGAAAAAGAAAGGAACGAAAUUCUGGUUCGUGGCGCUGAAUAAAAACGGGACAUCUCGGCCGGCUCAUCGGAGUCGUAUGGACCAGAUGUUUACAAAAUUCCUAUUAAAUAGAUGCAAAAAGAUUGUUGUGUCUGAACCGGAUGGACCUUUUGAUAUCACUAAGUUCACAUGGCCGCCGUCAGGUGGAACUUUUGAAGGGAAGAUUGGGGGAGGGUUAGAUACUGAAAAGGAUAUCGAAGAGGAGGAAACGGAACAAGGGAAAAAGGGGAAGGGGAAAAAGGGACGCUGUAAGGGGAAAAGGAAGGGGAAGAAAUGUGGCAGGGGGAAAAAAGAUAAGGAUAAGAAGGAAGGGGAUACUGAAGAAAAGGAGGGCAAAGAGAAGAAAGACGACAAGGAACGAAAGAAAGAUAAAAGUAAGAAUGAGAACGAAACGAGUUGUAAACGAAGAUGGCGGAAUAGAAAGAAUCGCAAGGAUUACGUGGAUGAAGAGACGGCGGUAAAGCGGCGAAAACGCUGCAAGGACAGGUUAAGAAUUCAGCGCUUGAAAGAUCGACAGGCGAAAAAGGAGGCGAAAGAAGCGAAGAAAAGAGCGGAGAUACCUGUGGCUCCUGUCAUUGUGACGACGGCCAGUGUAGAAGUGAAAGUGGUGACGACUCCUAAACCGGUAACGACGACGAGCACAACGACCACAAUGAGUACGACGACCACAACGAGCACGACGACAACAACGAGUGUGGCAGAGUCAUUACCACCAGCGACAGAAUCUGAUCUCAAAUUGCAAUCUAAUCGCUUCAGUGCAGCCAAUGGUGCCGCCACAGACUUCAGAAGCGUGUUUGAAAAUUUGAUUAAGGUGAUACAGAUAAACAAUAAGGAGAUGUUGUCGAAUUUCUCCAGUGUGAACGGCGGUUUGGCUUCCAUGCUUCGCUCGGGCCGGCAUAGUGGCCAACAGGGUGGGUCUGGAUCCACCGUCAGUGGUGCUUCUUUAGGCGUGGAACAUAAACACAGACAUCAUCAUGGUGACGAUGGGCGCAGCCGGCACGAGCGUGCGCUCUCGGACUCGCGAGAGGGAGCCGAGACUCUCUCGGACUCAAAAAGUGAUCUGAAAAUGAUGGAUACACAGUCAUCUGAAACGGGUUUUAAAACAGAUCUGGUGAGUGAUUCAAUGGACGCCGAAUCUAAACAACUUGUUACCUCACGGGCAUCGCCUGCCAAGAAGGCAGAAUCGUCGCAAUUCGACCUUUUGCUGAAGGUGUUGAAGGAAUUGGAAAGCCAAAAUGGCCGAAACAGACCCGAUGGGUCAAAAGACAAUUCUGAUAGUGAUAAUUUUAGAACAGGUGUUCUGAUUGUAGGGAAUGGACCCCGGACGCCAUCUUGGCGGCAAAGACUCCGAAGGAAACAUCGGAACAAAUCAGACAGUGAUAUAGACGCUAAACAUUUGAAUAUCUGAUGACCUGUUAAAAGUGUCUCAAAUGUCAUUUAUACUGCCAAAAACCAAAGCCCACCACAUAGGUGGACAAACCUCAUUAGUGGAACAUGUACCAGCGCCGCAAUCUCUAGCGUCGUAUACAUUCAAUAUCAAAGUUUCAUCGUCUGCUUCAGUAACCGUCUACCGGCGCAUGCGCGACCGGAAAUACGACCAUGUAUUUAUGUGCCUCUAUACAACAACGGUUAAUUUAUUUAUUUACUUCUAUAAUUAAGUUAUUGUGUAUUUAUUAUGGUAUUUAUUGAAGCGGAUGAUCAUGUAAUAUUUCGACUUGACAUUGCCUCUUCGGUCUCUGAACUUGGUGAAUUUUAAUUAUCGACGAUGGGCACUUUUGACCAUAAACAAAACACACAAUUUUCGCAUCUAUUUCACUAUGAAUGUCCGUUUCACAAUCGGCCAGCCUCGAAAUUUUCAGUAAGACUUUUGAAAUAGUUUCGUCUAAAACCGUCGAGGCAGGUCAAUAUCUUUUAAUUCGGUGCACAAGGGACAAUUUAUUAUUCCCGCGUCGUAAGCAGACAGACGGACCGAAGAGGCAGUGUUAUCCAGGGCUUAUAAUACUAGGCUUGAAGUAGAUCCGGGGUGUUAGUUCGCGGCGGCGGCGCUGUAGGCGACCUGUACAUUCCUUGCAAUCUCAUUGGUUAUGCAAAUGAUGUCAAAUAUCACGUGAUGUUUUCGUUUGAAAUGUUCCAGGGUAGAAAGAUUCAAAGGAUUCGGGCGAAGGUAACACCGCUGGAAGUUCAGUAUGUCUAUACCUAGCCUAAUACCAUUAGGCACCACGGGUAAUACUAAUGGGCAUUAGCUGUGUAAUUUCGACCCCUAUUUUAACAAUCCAGGAUAAAGGGUGCCAUAUCGCGCCUUAAACUGUCCUUUGCACGUAUGGUUUCGGAUUUACUGGGUUUUUAAAGGACAGUGUGUUUAUUUAUGGAACAUUCAUAUCAACAGUAUAUAGGCCUAUAUCAUUCGAUAAAAUUAAUUCUUAAUGACGAGGCUGGGUAUCUCAAACCUAAAAAAAACUAAACAGGUGCAGCGUUAGUCCUGGCGUUAUCUUUUAAAAUGAAAUGCUGAAGAUAACGUCAUGUAACGUUGAUUACCUGUUCCGUGUUGAGCGCUGUCAUGCCGUUUUGGGUUCGCAGAUUUUGUGCUUUCCUGUUCAGUACUCGACUAUUGGUUCAAAAGAAGAAUUCGGAAUCAGCUAUACCCGUGUACGAUACUCGUAUAACUGUAGUAUCCACGGCCGAAAAAUACUGUGCAUUUGACCACGUGUCGGCACAGCUCGAUCAAGCUAUUUCCUUUAAACGCCGACCGAGCUACGCCGUGGUAUCUCCAUGGCAUAGUCGAAUCAGGGAGUUUCCGGGGGGUUUUCGCCCGAUUUGGCGACAACUCCCUAAAUUGGCUACAACUCGCAGAACGGCGAUCCUUGCCUGUCUGGUAAGAGCCAUGCGAUUUCAGUGGCUGACGGGACGAGUAGGCUCGUACAUGUAGCUGUGCCCGUGAGACUGAAGUAAUAUUGGUGUUUGGCUAACACCUGGCCUAUUGUUUUUGAUGGCGGAGCAUCGCGAGAAUGGGCAGAAGCGGUUGGGUCGGGGAUUCGAAGCACGGGUAUUUCAUUGCUGGUGCAUUGACCGUUGAGGUACUGUUUGUUCCGGAGCAGGAACUGUUCACUGCCGUUUUGCUAUCUAUAUCCAUAUACCAUAUCCUAAAUAAAAAUUGAAGGUCACCUGUAGAUUUCAUAUAUUGUAACUACACAUUUUAUGACGUCCUUCAAAUUUCAUUUGAGAUGCAUAAGGUAGCGAAACAUGUAAAGUUAAUGUAGUGUGUUCCACCAUGCUAGACCCGAUUCACCUGUGCAUUAUAUACUGUACAUUUUACAGGUAUUUGGGUGUAGUUAGGAUGGCAGCACUGUUGUACUUGUGUCAUAACAUAUUCUAAUCAAAGAAUUAAGGAAAGAUGUAAAAUUCAAAAUUUCAGCCAGUGAGUCUGGUCAUGUAAAUGAUGUAAAUAAUGCAAUGGAUUUACAUAUACUAUGUAAAUCCAUGAUAAUCCAUUGGACAGUGUUCAUCAGUCAUUCUAUUAUAGAGAAAUGAGACUGUAUCGUCAGACACCAUGUACAUGUUACAAACAGUGAACGAAAUUCUGUCAUUUUUGUGCGAUACCAUCAUCCUCAGUACCCAUACCACGUAGUAUGACGUCAACUGUCAGCGUUUUUUUUCGUCAAUGACGUUAAUUCACGUCGAUGAAGUAAUUUAAAAACUUCUCUAAAAAUCGUCUGCACUGGACACCUCGCUUUCUUAUUUCUAGUUACAAAUGCUUUAAAAUGACUUAAAUCUUGAUUGCGUUUGUCUGAUUAGUCUGUGUUCCGUCCGAACGAAAGAUUUCCCUCCGUCGGCAUGUUGUGGUGAGGAAUUCAUAUGGCUUUUUAGUCUUGGAACUAAAAGUAGAUUUUCAUCCUUUAGAAAAACCGAGUGGUUUCAGCUGAGGUUUCAAAUAUAAACUACUGUGGAGGCCAGCGUAAGAUGCUUGCCGACAUCUUGGUGGUGCUUGUAAUAUAGAGGCUUGAUCGAUUCCAGUACGGUUGUCACAGGCCUUUGUGGCAAGUUGCAAAUUGCCAAGACAAUUAAGUGGAUAAGAAAUUAAUCCAAAGCUCGUGAAAACCACGCGGCUUCUCGUCGCUGUUGUGGAAACCGGCGGUAGAGCCAGUUUCUUUCGUGGGACAGUAGUUCUAUCUGGUUUUGGGUACUGCAGAUGAAGGUGUCAUACUUCAUCGUUCUGUCGUAAAAAUACAUAUCAGAAUAUGAGUAGGAACAUUUAUUUUUGUGAGAAACUUAACACAACCUGUGCUUCCCAUGUUUCUUGUUAAGUAUUGAAUAGAACGGGUUUCAAGGUUGUCAAUUCGGAGGCAGUGUGUCUCUGGUUCAGGAUGGUCGUAGUCAAAAGAAAAUAGCCACCCAUUUUCUGUCAAUGUAAUAUUAGGAAUUUGACAUGGGACAAUUUGAAGGGGGUGGGGGUGGUAUACAACAGAUAUAAAUCAGUGCACUACUUGAUAAGAACGGAUUUUGUUGAUGUGAUGGUUAUUUACUUUUGAGCCAGACUGUAGAUGGCACUGAGGUAUUUUUUUCACGCGAUUCUUUUAAGUUCAUCUCACAUUGUCACUUGCGAAUGGUAACGUUACAUAAAAAGAAAAAAAAUACAACGAAUGAUCAAACUUUGGUCCGAGAUGUUCGUACUGUCUUCUGGACGAGAUUUGAAAAGAUGAUCGAUUUUGAUUUUCGAAAAUUGUCAGCGACUGUUUCGAUGUUGAAUACGGAGGGAGGUUAAUAAAUGCAAGAACCGGCAACAGCCCCUUGCGAUGGACUAACUCGGCAACUUGCCUUAUUUUUGUCCAAAAAACAGUUUUGGCGGAUCAUCAUAUUUCGGAUGACCAAGGAAAAACGCUAUCAUGUUAAAUUCCAUUGCUUUAUCUGGUAUAAUCCUUCGGAUUUCCAAAUUUAUGUUGCGGGACGUUUUUUCUGGGACACCCGAUAUUUAACUAGAUUCUGCAUUUUUUACCUCAGAGAGUUAACGAAGCACUCUGACGUGUGGUCGGAUCUGGGAAGUUUCUUAACCUCUCUUUUAAAAUUUGUCUCCACUUGUUGCCGGAAGCUUUGAUCUGUCUGUGUGAUCACGUAACGAUGCCCCACCCUCACACCCGACACCAACACCCGGAUAUAGAAUAUUUUUGUAUUUGGCGAUACCGGUUUUCCGGGGGUUGAUGUUGGGGGUUAAAAGUGGUUCGAAAUUGACACACAAGAGUAUUUAGAACACUUGACGAAAACGCUUGUUUUAGCUUAGGCGGACGCCGCGUCAUGAUGACGUCAGUUCCUGUUGGACGAGUAUACCUCAUGGCCUUGACCCCGUGGUUACCGUGACACACACUUCCAUGAUGUCUCGUGUUCAGAUGUGUCACGUGUAGCCUCGGGACGGUCACGUGACCAGUACACAUAAUCAGUCAGUAUCCAUCAAUAGUCAGAUUUUGCAAGCUUAUGUUUUGACUCACGUUGUACGUUUUCAGCAAUUUUGUGAGCUCGUGAUCAAAAGUUUUUUCGCAAUGCGGUGUGUCAAUCGGUCAAGGCGAAAUAUUCAAUUAUCUAUUCCUCCAUGAAUCGGAAAAGUUAUGAUGAUUUGAGCAUUUCAAACGUUAUCUAUAAUCGUAAGCUUGCGAAACUUCACUGUUGUUACGUUGCCCCUCUGAACUGUAUGUUGUAAAUAUUGUUUUCUAUCAAAAAUAUGUUAAAUUUUAUAAUUUCCUAUUGCAAUGUA